AUGGAUCAAAAGCUUGAAAUUCUCAAUUACAUCAAUGAUGAACGCCUUGACCUGGAAGAGCUUGCUGAAACAGAGGGUACGCUGUACGAGACAAUUGCAGCUCUUCCAGACGGGGGUUUAUCUACUGUGAUUGAGAAUUAUCUUUCAGCGGUGGAAAGAACCGAAGACCUUCUUCAACAGUUAGACGAACUGGAGGACAAAGUGAUAAAUUGCCCAUGAUUUGUCAUUUUAACAACGGCUUCUUUAGGAGUCACCACACUCAAGAAAAGUUUUGACCAGUUAAAUCACUCAUGUUCUUGAAAUUUUGCCUUAAUGUUUGGACGUCUUGCCUGUAAAUGUUCACAAACACCGGCCGUGAUUUCCAAUUUCAGUUUUAGUUUACUUCAUUCAAAGGCUAUGGUUACACUUAGAAAAAAAGAGAUUGACUUGGCGCACCUCUAGACUCAAUUCCGUUAAAAUAGGAAAGCUCAACUCAGUCAGAGAAGGCAAAAAAGAGUUAAAUAUCAAAACCAAAGUUCUUGCAUGCAAUGUAAAGCCUAAAAUUAGAAAAUUCUCACGUACAGGUGCUGUAGGCAGAGAUGAUCGAUUGAUUGAUAACCUCUAGCUGCAUUAAAUUACCCGGAGAGGAAUGGCAAGGUAGUUAAGAAGGUGUGUUUUUCAUAAAAUGGUUAAAACUCGACUAAGAAAGUAGAAUAGCCAGCUGAACUAGCAUUGAAUUUAAUUAGUUGGAAAAAAUGUCCGUGCAACCGCAGCCACAAAUUGGGAUGUGUUUAAAAAAACAUUGCUAGCUUGUCAGUUACAAGCUGUCUAAUAAAAAGAUGAAUCAGAGGGAAAAUAUCCAAAGAAAAUAGCUAUUGAAAAGGGAAGAAAAAUCCAAAGUUAUUUUUAAAUCAUCAUGGAAUCCAACUAAAAAGUAUGCUCACUCGAAAUGUUCACGACAGAUCUUGCAUUUUACAAACAGAUUUUGUUUUCAUCAUCAGUUUCGACAGAGAAAUCUUGACUGAACGACCAUCUUUUACAAGUUUUUAGACUAACGGAAUCAUGUUUUUUCUUCUUGGCAUUCGAAGCCAUAUUUAACAACUGCUAUUAAGUCUGCCAGUGCUAUUAACUGAAACACCUUGUACUGUGAGUUUACAGUCGGUUUGCCUAUGCGUCGCUUUGCAAACAUCCUGUUCGCCAACUUAUGGAGCUCUAAAAGCGUUCAAAAAAGGGGUACUUUACCACGGGGAAAAUUGUAAUAGAGGACCAAGAAAUGACCGUCAAAUACUCAAGCCUGCAUUAUUAUUGGUCAAUAGGUGACCUUACAUGACGUAGCUUGCUGGGUCGUUUGGCGGUUGGUCAAUAGUUUGUCAGUUGUCAACCGUCGCUUUGUUGGUGCUGUUGUACUAUGCCAAAACGUUCUCCAGCAAAGAGAGAUUUUCGAGAUUAUGGGGAUAACGGAGGGAGGAACACAAAAAAGAGCGAAGAAGGUGUUUCUUCAUCAAGCAGCAAUGUGGAUGAAGAGUUGGUAAGACCUUUCUGUUUGUUUUGUGUUAUAGCACCACUUUCACGUAUUAGGGGUAAGCUCAUAUGAUUUCUAGUUCAACAUAACCUUACUUCCUCAGAUUUUCUGGAAUGAAAAAAGCUUUGAAUUCACGAGGAAGCUAACAUAUUUAUCAUACUACUGAGUUGAUCAUCAUUGAAAAGGGAGCAUGUUCUUUUUUUCUAUGAUCGAGGGCAAGCUACCAUGACAUAUGUCGAUUUCCGUUAACGGAAAUCAAAGACCAACCUUCAACUGUAGACCAUAACAAAUAAAAAUAAUGGCAGCACUCCUUCAUACUUUAUCUAUCAACAGUUCGCACUACAGCUGCCCCCGCUCUGUGUGUAUCGUGGUCGGUCAAUAGUCCUCGUUUGUGUAGCUCUUUAAAAAACAUAGAUUCAUAAUGGAUAUUUCCACACAUACUGCAUACAAUAGGUGAGAUAAGAAUACGAAACAAAAAGUUUCAUGCACUGAAUCAGUUCGAUUUUAAAGCAGGUCAGAUCAAACAAUUCUCAGUUUCGAGAAUAUUUUAUUCUAAAAUAUAAGCAAAGAUUUGAUUAGAAGUUGUAAUUCUUCACUAUUUCUCUUUCACUUUUAAUUUAAAAGGUUUGAUCACGUUGCUCUUGGGCGUUCUAGUCAUUUAACUUACAAGACAAUACAUUAAUGAGAAUUCAAUCAACAGAAUCGUUUCAUUAUGAUAAAAAGAUAUCUGUUGAAGAGCGGCAUUCACCAUUUCGCAAAGUUUAUGCCACAAUAUUGGGAGGGGGCAGACAGACAAGGUGUAUAAGGGAAUUCAAAAAUACGAAAUAUUUGUGGUUAUAAAAAUCUCACUUAAGAUCUGAUUAAAAAUUGCUGAAAGAGUUGAGUAAUUCAUAAGUUUAUAGGCAAGUAUUUCUAAGCAGAACCAUACAUUGAAAUACAAAUAUAGAAACCUUUAAAGUUUAGCUCUCUGGAUUUAACCUUAAAGUGGAAAUCAAAGUGUUCUAUUUUAAGAUGAUACAAAAUACCUUAUUUCCUUGAAUAAAAGCCACCCUCUAAUAACCACCUCCCUCAAAUAAGAAAUAUUUACUACUAAUAGUAAUAGUUGACACUAAAGCUCCACCGGCUCUGAAUAUUGUCUGUCAAUAGUAUUCUUGGUCUUUGUGUAGCUCUUUGAAAUAUACCAAUUCAUGAUCAAAGAUUUUCACACAUAUGAAAGGUUCCAUGUACUGUAAUAAUAGUACAUGUAUGUAGCCUACACAUUCACAUUACACCUGUAUGUAUUAUUUGAAUGCUUAACAAAAAUGUUUUUAUUUUUUAAGGUUUCGGGUGUCCUCACUGAGGAAUCUGAAGCACUAUAUCAUUUGGCUUUGAACCUAGAGAAGAAUGCCAUAAUUGUCCUUGACAAAAAUGCCACGAAAAUAUACAUGAGAGAUUUUAAUUUAAGACGAAAAGUACUCUGGAUGAGUAUUCUUUUUAAGGUGUUUGGAGGAGUCAGGCUGGGGUUUAACUAAAGUAAAUAACUGAAAGCCUAGGUUUAUUCUAAAGAACAACAAAAGCUAAAAAAAUAAAUAUAACUUGUUAACCAAAAGCCAUAAUAAUUGCCAUAGAAAUAAUGUUAUGGGAGUGAGUCUUAAAAACCAACAGGACCUUUGAGUCCUGUUCAUGCCCAUUCCCUCUGGAGAGGCCUGUGUCCAGAAAAGCUGGUAAAACUAAAACUAAAUACAGUGUACUACAUGUACACAAGAAAUGAGGGUUUAGUCACACUUUUGAACAGAAGACAGUUCCUUAGAUUUAGUUACACCCUCAGGAUUGAAAACAAUCAAAAUUGUUCAAAGCAGUGAAGUCAACUGGUGCACUGGUCCAGAGAAAGCAGCUCUACUGUAGAUCUACAUGUAUUAGGAACAAGUGUAAUAAUUACAGAGACCUCUUCUGUGCAAAGAACAUUUGAAGUGACUAUAUCCAAAGUUUGGAUUUCACUGUUAUUAAAAUGGAAAUGACUGUUUUAUUUAAGCCUGUGAGUGGGCUCUCUGUUUGGGGAAAGGAAAGGGAAAAGGGGAGAGCCUGUGCAUUAAGCUUUGGUACCAAUGUUCUACGGCACCCCCUUUGUAUCAGAUACUUGCAUGCUCCUAUUGACUAGAACACUGACUGUUGAGAGGUUUGUUCUAUAUAACCUUUUUGGUCAGCACAUAGCACAUGAUUUUAGUAGUCACUUGUAAACAGGUCUACUGAUUUUUAAAAUGCCAUCAUCUGGCACUUGACUGAUCACUGACCGUCAUGUUAGAAACUUGGUGAAAUGGCAGCUGACAUUUUUAUUUCCAAAAUUAUUUGCCUAUAAAAAAGUUAAGAUCACCUUUUUUGUUUCACAGGACACUCGCUUUGUGUAUAUAGAAAGAAAAGUGGUACACUUUAAAAUACCUGAGGAGGAGGAUCAAGAAGGAGAUGAGGAAUGCUGCCAAUGGAUCUAUGCUUGUUCUUGCAACUAA
Messenger RNA from Porites evermanni, 3984 nucleotides. NCBI's taxonomy places the organism in Eukaryota, Metazoa, Cnidaria, Anthozoa, Scleractinia, Poritidae. The record is from the annotation of a GenBank genome assembly.